Messenger RNA from Paracoccidioides brasiliensis Pb18, 1203 nucleotides. RefSeq names its product vacuolar protease A. Gene Ontology annotation, molecular function: aspartic-type endopeptidase activity. The coding region runs from base 1 to 1203 and encodes 400 amino acids. Gene Ontology annotation, biological process: proteolysis. Gene Ontology annotation, cellular component: fungal-type vacuole. The record is from RefSeq and is a predicted model, not a curated record. The transcript has 4 exons.
AUGAAGUUCUCUCUGCUGCUUGCAGCGACCACCACCCUGCUGGGUACGUCGUCUGCAAAGGUACACAAACUGAAGCUUAACAAAAUAUCUCUAUCACAACAGCUUGACCAUGCCAACAUUGAGACCCAGGUCAAGGCCCUUGGUCAGAAAUAUAUGGGCGUCAGACCAUCCCAGCAUUUUAAUGAGAUGUUUAAGGAUACAUCCAAGGCUUCAGGCGGACACAGCGUUCUCGUAGACAACUUCCUGAACGCCCAAUACUUCUCGGAGAUCUCCAUUGGUACUCCCCCUCAGACCUUCAAAGUCGUCCUCGAUACCGGAAGCUCCAACCUCUGGGUCCCAUCGGCCCAAUGCAUGUCCAUCGCCUGCUUCCUGCACAACAAAUACGAUUCAUCCGUCUCUUCCACCCACCGCAAAAAUGGCACCGAGUUUGCCAUCCGCUACGGCUCCGGAAGUCUCUCGGGUUUUGUUUCCCAGGAUGUCGUCCGCAUCGGCGACAUGACGGUGAAUAAUCAGGACUUUGCAGAGGCCACCAGCGAGCCAGGUCUUGCCUUCGCCUUUGGCCGAUUUGACGGCAUCCUUGGACUGGGAUAUGACACCAUCUCUGUCAACCACAUUGUACCCCUGUUCUAUCAGAUGAUCAACCAGAAAUUGCUGGAUAUGCCAGUGUUUGGUUUUUAUUUGGGCAAUUCUGACGUCGACGGCGAUGACUCUGAGGCUACCUUUGGCGGCAUCGAUGAGAGUCAUUUUACCGGUGAACUUACCACGAUCUCUCUCCGCCGCCGGGCUUACUGGGAGGUUGAUCUCGAUGCCAUUAUCUUCGGUAAUGAGAUGGCCGAAUUAGAGAACACCGGCGUCAUCCUCGACACCGGCACGUCCCUUCUUGCAUUGCCAUCUACCAUCGCUGAGCUCCUUAACAAACAAAUCGGUGCCAAAAAGUCCUUCAACGGCCAAUACACCGUCGACUGCACUAAGCGCAGCACCUUUCCCGAUAUAACAUUCACUCUGGCGGGCCACAACUUCACCAUUGGAUCCUAUGAUUACAUCCUUGAGGUCCAGGGUUCUUGCAUCAGCAGCUUUAUGGGCAUGGAUUUCCCCGAGCCCGUAGGUCCCCUUGCUAUUCUCGGCGACGCGUUCCUGAGACGGUGGUAUAGCGUGUAUGAUUUGGGCAAUCAUCAGAUUGGGUUGGCGAAGGCUAGACAGUGA